Talaromyces stipitatus ATCC 10500 is the source of this 2394-nucleotide messenger RNA. RefSeq names its product beta-xylosidase XylA. Gene Ontology annotation, cellular component: plant-type cell wall. NCBI's taxonomy places the organism in Eukaryota, Fungi, Ascomycota, Eurotiomycetes, Eurotiales, Trichocomaceae. The coding region runs from base 1 to 2394 and encodes 797 amino acids. The transcript has a single exon. Gene Ontology annotation, molecular function: alpha-L-arabinofuranosidase activity; xylan 1,4-beta-xylosidase activity. The record is from RefSeq and is a predicted model, not a curated record. Gene Ontology annotation, biological process: arabinan catabolic process; xylan catabolic process.
AUGGUCUACACCGUGCAAUAUUUGGCUGUCGUUGCGGCUGUACUCCCUAGUGCAGUAUUGGCUCAGAACAACCAGUCUUAUGCCAAUUACUCCUCCCAAUCCCAACCGGAUCUCUACCCCCAGACUCUGGCAACUCUGAACCUCUCCUUCCCGGACUGCAUCAAUGGACCACUCAAAGACAACAUCGUAUGCAAUACAUCGGUGAACUAUGUCGAGCGAGCCGAAGGGUUGAUUUCGCUCUUCACCCUCGAAGAAUUGAUCAACAACACCCAGAACAGUGCCCCUGGAGUUCCUCGACUGGGUCUACCACCAUAUCAAGUAUGGAGUGAAGGCUUACAUGGACUUGACCGAGCCAACUGGGCAAAGUCCGGCGAGGAAUGGAAAUGGGCAACAUCGUUCCCAAUGCCGAUACUGUCUAUGGCUGCUCUCAACCGCACACUUAUCAAUCAGAUCGCUAGUAUUAUUGCUACCCAGGCUCGCGCAUUCAAUAACGUUGGUCGUUACGGACUUGAUGCUUAUGCGCCAAACAUCAAUGGCUUUCGUAGUCCGCUUUGGGGUCGUGGUCAAGAGACUCCUGGUGAAGAUGCGGGUUUCCUUUCCUCUUCCUACGCAUACGAAUACAUCACCGGCUUGCAGGGCGGGGUUGAUCCUGAGCACCUCAAGAUCGUAGCAACUGCAAAACAUUUCGCUGGAUACGACCUUGAAAACUGGAACAAUAAUUCCCGCCUAGGUUUUGAUGCCAGCAUCACUCAACAGGAUUUGGCUGAAUACUAUACUCCUCAAUUUUUGGCAGCUUCUCGUUAUGCCAAGGCGCGCAGUUUUAUGUGCUCGUACAAUUCUGUCAAUGGAGUUCCUAGCUGCUCUAGUAGCUUCCUUUUGCAAACUUUGCUAAGAGAGAACUGGGAUUUCCCCGACUACGGCUACGUUUCGUCAGACUGUGAUGCUGCUUAUAACGUUUUCAACCCUCACGGUUACGCUAUUAACAUAUCUGCUGCUGCUGCAGAUUCUUUGAGAGCUGGAACUGAUAUUGACUGUGGCCAAACUUAUCCUUGGUAUCUGAAUCAAUCUUUUAUUGAAGGUUCCGUCACUCGGGGUGAGAUUGAGCGUUCCCUGAUUCGAUUGUAUUCCAAUCUUGUCAAGCUUGGUUACUUUGACGGAAACCAGAGCGAGUACCGACAGCUAGGCUGGAAUGAUGUUGUAGCCACUGAUGCUUGGAACAUCUCCUACGAGGCAGCUGUUGAGGGUAUAGUGCUGCUCAAGAAUGACGGAGUAUUGCCGCUCUCCGAAAAAUUGAAGAGUGUCGCUGUUAUUGGGCCUUGGGCAAACGCAACUCAACAGUUGCAAGGCAAUUACUUCGGGCCUGCACCAUAUCUGAUCACCCCCUUGCAAGCUGCUAGAGACGCUGGAUAUAAGGUCAACUAUGCAUUCGGUACCAAUAUAUUGGGUAACACGACGGAUGGGUUUGCAGCAGCCUUGAGCGCCGCGAAAAAGUCAGACGUUAUCAUUUAUCUUGGUGGAAUCGACAACACCAUCGAAGCUGAAGGUACCGAUCGUAUGAAUGUCACUUGGCCUGGAAAUCAACUUGAUCUCAUUCAACAACUCAGUCAGACUGGAAAGCCGCUGGUUGUGUUGCAAAUGGGUGGUGGCCAGGUCGAUUCUUCAUCACUCAAGAGCAACAACAACGUUAAUGCUCUUGUCUGGGGUGGAUAUCCCGGUCAAUCUGGUGGCAAGGCCAUUUUCGAUAUCCUGUCAGGCAAGCGUGCCCCAGCGGGUCGUCUUGUGACCACACAAUACCCUGCAGAGUAUGCAACUCAGUUCCCCGCCACAGACAUGAAUCUCAGACCGGAUGGUAAGUCCAAUCCUGGUCAGACGUACAUCUGGUAUACAGGCAAGCCUGUGUAUGAAUUCGGCUAUGCUUUGUUCUAUACCACCUUCAAGGAAACCGCAGAGAAGCUGGCUUCAUCAUCCUUCGACAUCUCUGAUAUCAUCGCCUCACCCCGUUCAUCGAGUUAUGCAUACAGCGAGCUUGUGCCAUUCGUCAAUGUGACUGCAACAAUCAAGAAUACAGGCAAGACCGCAUCUCCGUAUACAGCCAUGCUGUUCGCGAAUACCACCAAUGCCGGUCCAACUCCUUAUCCCAAUAAAUGGCUUGUCGGGUAUGAUAGGUUACCAAGCAUCGAACCCGGGAAGUCAACGGAGCUUGUCAUUCCUGUGCCUAUUGGUGCAAUUUCUCGUGUGGAUGAGAACGGUAAUAGAAUUGUAUAUCCUGGUGAUUAUCAGUUGGCGUUGAAUGUGGACCGUUCGGUUGUGUGGGAUAUCAAGUUGACUGGUAAUGCGGUGACGAUUGAGAAUUGGCCGUUGGAUGAGCAGGAGAUUAAGCCUGAUCACAAGUAA